CGCCCGGCGGGACAUCCGGGGUUGCCGGUUGUUUGUGCGGCGGGGGAAGAUGGCGGUGGAGUCGCGCGUCACGCAGGAGGAGAUUAAGAAGGAGCCGGAGAAGCCGAUCGACCGGGAAAAGACGUGCCCGCUGCUGCUUCGUGUCUUCACCACCAACAACGGGCGGCACCACCGCAUGGACGAGUUCUCCCGCGGCAAUGUGCCCUCCAGCGAGCUGCAGAUCUACACCUGGAUGGACGCAACUCUGAAAGAGCUGACCAGCUUAGUGAAAGAAGUCUACCCAGAAGCACGGAAGAAGGGCACUCACUUCAAUUUUGCAAUUGUUUUUACAGACCUCAAGAGGCCUGGAUAUAGGGUGAAGGAGAUCGGCAGUACCAUGUCAGGCAGGAAGGGCACAGAUGAUUCCAUGACAUUGCAGUCUCAGAAAUUCCAGAUAGGAGACUACUUGGAUAUAGCAAUUACUCCUCCGAAUCGUGCACCGCCCCCCUCAAGCCGCAUGAGACCGUACUAAACUGUUGCUUCUUUGUAUGAUUACAUCUUCUGUUUAUUCCUACUUGCUGUUCUAAAGCAGGCUUAUUUUUUGCUUUUGUUGCUAAGCAAGAACACCUGAAGACAAAGCUAAGUGUCAGAAAUGAAAGUUAACUUUUAAACCUUAACUUUUAGUUUAUUUGUUUAGAAGAAACACUUACCUUUAGCAGUGCCAUCAUCCUAUCCCUGAUAGUUAGAGUUUGAACAGUAAGUCCCUGUGUCCAGUGUUUCAAGAUUUCCAUAAAAUAUGACCAGAAGGAUUACAGGUGUUCUGUAGUUCUGUCUUGUUUGGAAUAAAGAUUGAUGUUAUUAAUCUUUU
Messenger RNA from Grus americana (Whooping crane), 847 nucleotides. RefSeq names its product Sin3A associated protein 18 (gene SAP18). Gene Ontology annotation, biological process: negative regulation of DNA-templated transcription. The coding region runs from base 50 to 511 and encodes 153 amino acids. Gene Ontology annotation, molecular function: transcription corepressor activity; transcription factor binding. The transcript is spliced from 4 exons. The record is from RefSeq and is a predicted model, not a curated record. Gene Ontology annotation, cellular component: nucleus. NCBI's taxonomy places the organism in Eukaryota, Metazoa, Chordata, Aves, Gruiformes, Gruidae.